AUGUUCUUCGUUAGUAAACAAGAUUUGGCUGGUUCAGACCGAGAGGAUGCUGGCAAUAAUGUAACCACUAGAAAGAUUUUAAGAAAAAAGUAUGUGUGUAGAAACAAGUCAGUAUGAAAUAUUUGUAUGUACUGUAUAGUGGGGCUGGUUGUAUGAAAAAGACUCCAAAUGAAAUCACACUUGCACACAUCUAGGAAAGAAUCUACAUUUUACCUGGCGAUGUGAAUUUUGAUUGAACACACCCUUUUGGAAAGUACGUCACUUCGGCUAUAGAGCCUUGUUUUCGUGUAUUAGUUAAAAGCCCAACCUCUCACGAAAACGAGGCUCUGUAGCCAAGGUGGCGUACUUUCCGGAUGCGUGUAAUACUGUUGACAAAGUAUAUUAAUUUCUCAUUCGGAAUACAUCGGCUUUUGGGCUUUACCGCUACAGUAUACCCGAAAUGACUGUACGUAUGUUAGAUGUAUAGACUCGUUCGCUUUUUAUCAGUUUACCGAUCGUCUAUCUGUCUAUCACUUUACCGUCACUAACAUUUUCUGUUUUCUCAACGAUUCCUGAAGGAAAAAUCUGAGAGGAUUGUUUGUAAGGAAAGUUAAGAACAAAGAUCAGAAGAUAAAAGGAACAAAAGAAGGUACAAUGAUUUUAACUUUCUUUCUUGCUUGUAUAUGAUUGUAUAAUAUACAGUGUGCUGUACGUAUGAACAGUGGCGAAGUCAGCCCGACAAUUUGGUCAUGCUAUGCAAAUAUUUCCGUGUUCAUACACCGUGAAAACAAUCAAUUUCUAAAGAAUUGAAUAUUGAUUAUAGUGAUUUACAAUUUGCAUAGCAUGACCAAAUUGUCGGGCUGACUCAGUGAACUCUAAGGGAACUGGGACGAUAACUUGGCCGCCAUCUUUGAAGCCACUCAUGAAGACCGCCAUGUACGUAUGGAGUGGAAAAUACGCCACCGAAAAGAUGUCUGUUUUUGACCACUAAAUAGCUGUAUUUCAAACGCUAAAAACUUUCAACAAUACCUGAAAUUUAAUAGAAAACAUGUUUCCAGAACGUAGACCAGUUUUAAAGUUAUUUUUUCAAGAGUCAAAGUGCGAAGUUUUUUUCGGCACGUUCAAACUUGCGUAAUAUUUUGAAUAUCAAGCUGUUACCCAGGACGUUUUUGCUGUUAGUGGAUGUAAAAUACUUAGAACUAUCCAGGAAACCAGGUUUGAAUCUUUAAAGUUGAAGACUUUCGAUAAAAAAGUACUUUUUCUUGCUGAUUUUCGCUCAAAACAAACUUUUGACUGAAUUUCCCGCUCCUCGAAACUCUCCCCAGUCCUUGGAAAGUUAAUUUUUUGCUCGCCGGGCCUCGUGAGAAGCGCCAUCUUGGCUUCAGGCACAGAAUAGGAAGUUAUACCAGAAGCGUAACUCGAGCAAGUAUUUGUCCGCGUUUUUACAAGCGAUUCGUCAUCAAUCACGCCAUCCUGGCUAGUACAACCGGCACUUUGUACCUAUCAAAUCCUGAUAAAAACUUCCGGCUGUACUAGCCAGGAUGGCGUGGCCUGACGUGAGCGAGUUAAAAUUUUCGUGGAUAAGGGAAACGACUAGAGUUACGCUUCUGGUAUAACUUCCUAUUCUGUGCUUCAGGCAAGUAUGGGCAUGUUUACCUGCAGUUAGCGUGUUGUUAUUACAGUUCACUGGGCUAACGUCACCACUGCGUAUGAAAAACACUGGCAGGGUAAAACGUAAACUAUGCUCGCAAUUUUUCCUGCGAUUAAUUUUACAUAAAAUGAUAAUGCAUGUGUACGAAAUACUGCCUAUGUAGUGUAAAGAAGAGUGUUAUGAUUUUCAUUUAUUGGUUUGGCAAGACGUUAUGUUUGAAAAAUCACCUUAACAUGAGCUUUGUUGUGUUUGAUUGAGGUAAUAAAUAAAAGGGAUGCACGAGAGGGAAGUUUCCAAAACUAGUUCAAAAUCUCAGAGUUUACUUGAGUUUAGGGUUAGGAUUGGGGUAAAGGUAAUUGUUGUUGAUUCUUUCUCGUUUUAACGAUCUUAAAAAAUAGCCGCCAUCUUCAAAACCUCCCUCUCGUCCAUGCAGUUUAGCAACGACCGUUUUGAUUAAUAGGGAAGCGCGCGGAAGAGAGCUCAUCGAGUGACGAGGAAAACCCACAGUCAGAAAACUACAUAAAAGUAAGUAACAAAAUUAACAAAUAGAUCACUUAUUGUCAUUCCGUGUCUUAUAACAACAGGAACAUUGGUGGAAAUACAUGUGUUAAAACUCGUCUGUUUUAAUUGUUUAUGGAAAGUACUGUAUGAUCGUUUCAUCGUCACGCAUGUUCUACAGGGUGUCCCCCAAAAAAGUACCCUCUAUAGAAAUUAUCCUCUAUAGAAAUUAUCCUAUUGCUGUUAAGCACAGGAUUUCAUGCGCCUGGUAAUUAAAAAUUCAAUUCAAUUGUGCUUACACACUCUUGUGUUCAGCAUAGUGCUCAGGCAUUCAAAUUAUAACAAUAGGAUAAUUUCUAUGGAGGGUACUUUUUUGGGACACCCUGUAUAUGUUCGCGGCAAAUCAACCAACAGCAAUGUUUUCAAUAUUUUGUAAUGUCCAAAAUGAGUAAUUUAAACCAAAACAUUGGUAUUCAUUUAGCGAAAAUAUAAUACGCGCACGACGAUGAACUGACCAUGUGUUUUUUAAGCCACUUACAGAAUGAGUUCUAUUGCAGUAUUUCCAUAAAAUUUUUUGUAAUAAAAUUGAUAUUCUUUACUUAGUCUAUUGAAUAUUACAUAUAGGUACCUAUAUAUAUUACUGAUUUUUUGAAAGUUUAAUAUGCAUUCCCCUUCCUUUUACUCUCUAGGUAAAAUCAGCGAAUGGCAAGGGUAUUCCUAUCAUUAAUAAACUAAAUAUAAUUCAAGACUUCAGUGGGAAACACCAGGUUUGUGUUGCAGUUGUUGUAUUGAACUAUUAAAUAAACAAGAAAACGUGGUUUUAGCCUGUCCGCAGUCCCAUAUUUUGAAAAAGAAAGUGUGGGUCUAAUGGUUUCCAUUCUCUUAUUAGGGAGCUGUUUGGACGAUGAAAUUUACUUCCUGCGGUAAAUUACUGGUAUGUAACGCGUGGCACUCAGUAUUAACUUUUCCAAAUUGUUUCUUAAUAAUGUGGAUCGUAUUUACUGUAUCCUUCUUCCACAUUGAUUCUUGAGGGUGAGGUUCCGGGUUAUUGGACUACUGUUUGUCAUUGCAUAUGAUUUUUGUGUUAAUGUGGUGCAAUUUAACUGUGAAAACUUGUUGUACACACAAGUUAAUUUUUUUAUUUAUUAAAUUUUAUGAACAGAGCACUGCUGGUCAAGACAAAGUCGUGGUAAGUUGCACGUAUGUUAAGACAUAAAUAUAACCAAAACGUACUGUGCAUGCAUGUUCUGAUUUUUUGUGUGUAAUUUUUUAGCACGUGUGGGUACUGAAAACUGAAAAGGACUUUUUCGAACAAAUGCGAAACAAAUACGCUAAAGCAGGUUUGUUUUACAACAGAAAAAAAUAAUUGAAACUCUAACUCUAUGUAUAUUUCCCCCUCACGAGAUCAAGUACGAAUAAACACAUAUUGGGUUCUGUUGGAGUCAAAGCAGUUCACGCACAGGAUUGACGAAGGCAAUGAUUUAUAGGACUUACCGGCAGUUGCCGCUUGCAUGCAAAUUAGCCUGAAUCUGCUCUUGAAUGUACCCCCGAAAUGUUUGUACAGUACUGUAGUUUCAAACAUUUGAUGUGAUAGCUGCAGUUUUGUAAAGUACAUAUGUGGGCAGUGAACAAUCGUACAAUUACAUCAAAGAAAGUAAAUGGGGACUUUGGUCAUAGAUUAAGUAAGAACAGAUGUGUAACUUCAGUAAAAAAGUUGUCCCACGGUCGCCAUCUUCCUAGCAAGUGUCACUCGCGUGACAAUUCGUCAUUUGGUAAUACGUCAUUGCUUUCAAAAUGCUUUCAACACCUUUUCCACAACUUUAAUUGUUUUUAAUAAUUUUCAACAUUGAACAAAUGAUGCUCUUGAUUGUUUAAUCCAUAAAUUUCGAUCCAAAAAAGCCGCAAUAAAAUGCAAAAGUUCAUGUUUUCCAGGACGCCAUCUUCCUAGCAAGUGUCAUGGCGUGAGCAUGACGUGUACAUCUAGGGAAAUUUGAGGACACGAAUUCCUAUUAAGUUACACAUCUGGUAUAUACUUCAUCUGUGCUUCGGUGGCGCAGGCUUUAGAGCAAGCGCCUUUCACCUCUGAGAAUGUGGGUUUGAUUCUCGCUAUGGACUCAUGUGAAAAGAGUCAGUCAGCGCUCUGCCGAAAGUCGUGGGUUUUCUCUGGGUGCCCCGGUUUCCUCCCACUGGGAAAGUUGAUUGGGUUGGGAUAAACACAGUUAAGAAAGUAAGUAAAGUAAGUAAAGGUAAAUUGUACUUGAUGUAAAACACAUUUGAUCAUGAUUUUUUCUGUGUUGGUGUAUUAUAUUUCUGUGCUGGUGUAUUAUACUAUUAUAGGUGAAUAUAUGAUGCUUGUGAUGUUACUCUGAGUGCAUAUCCACACCGGAGGGUCCUGAAGGGGUAAAAUGGGAACUGGGAUUUGCUUAUUUUUUGGUGGGAAAAUGGGAUUUCAUGCACUGGGACUGGGAUUCAUCAGCAAACAAACAAUAGAAAAUGGGAAUGGGAUUAAGAUUUGAGCACGACAGCCACAGAGAUGAUGGGAUUUGUGCUCUGGAAUAAUGGGAUUUAGUCAAAAUUUGGGCUGGAAAAUGGGAAUACGACCCCCCCCCCCUUCAGGACCCUCACACCGGGCAAGCUUGAAAAAUAUGCCUGGCCACAAUGGGAAUCGAUUCCCACCGUGGCCAGGCAUAUUUUUCAAGCUUGCCCGGUGUGGAUAUGCACUCAGAGUAACAUCACAAGCAUCAUAUUUAGUCAUAUCCACAUGCAUGUAAAUUUGCGCAAUAGAAAUAUUAAUCGUAAUCGUAAUCGUAAGUAAAUAUACCCGCACGCCCUAACUUAGACAAGCAUGUUUCAAUUUUAGGAUAUUCUAUAUCAAUAGUAAUUUUUUACAAACACUGUACUGAUUUUGUAGAUUCCGAACGACCAGCUACUCCGGACUCUGAGAAAACUGCCAGUGAAGAAAACGAGGUCAGUUUACAAAGUUGAUCUUCAAUUGGCAGGUUUUAGAAUAUGUCAGCUCCGUGUUGCUGCUUGUUCUUAACCCCGGAGGAAAUAUGUUAUCAGUGUGUAACUGCAGUGGUUGAUUUGUUUUACUGGGUUUAUGCUGGGAUGUUUUUCACCAAAACAAACAAUUGUAUUUAUAUAUCCAUGCAAACUCACGUGUUCUUGUUUCAGAAGGAAACAAAAGAUAAAGAUGGUGUAACGGAGACAGACUAUCCUGAAGGAUUUUGUAAAGAACCAUUUUGUACAUAUGAAGGUCACACUGGUGAUGUUCUGGAUCUGUCCUGGUCAAAGGUACUGUAUUUCUACAUCUGUACCAUUUUAAUGACUUCCUUUUCAACGAAAUUUCAAAGUUUAGUACAAAUAAACAAUUUUAAAAGUCAACUACUACUGUAUUUGGCUUGCACAACUACAGCAAACAACAAAUAACAACAAAUUUGCGUGAUGUGCACAUAAACAAACCUGUUGCAUGUACUGGUAUUUUGAUUACAAGAUUCAUUUCUGUUAUCUAGAAUUACUUUCUUUUAUCGUCAUCAAUGGAUAAAACCGUUAGGUAAGUGAAAUCUUCAAGACUUUAAAGACUUACAGCAACGCGAAAGUGCUACGUGAGAGAUGUUACAUAAGUCGCCUUUAGUGAUCUUGUAUAGUGGGAAACUCCGCAACGCUUUAAAGGCGGGCAAGUGCUAAACAGAACAAGUUCAAUUUCACACUAUUUGGCAAAAAUAUUACAUUGGAAGAGAUACUCAUGCAUAAUGUAUAUUCGGUAUAAAGACAUUAAAAAGUUUUAAAUUAUGAUAUUGAAAUUGUACACGGUGACCAAAGUAGCAUAAGCUUUCGAGUUGGCCAACAAUAUUGCUUUAACAAUAUUGCUUUAAAACAUUGGAGCUUUCAUGCUAACUUUAUUAUUACUUUUUGAACAAUAUUGCUUUAAAACAUUGGAGCUUUCAUGCUAACUUUAUUAUUACUUUUUGUCUGUAGAUUAUGGCAUAUAUCUCGAACUGAAUGUUUGUGCUGUUUUCAACAUAUCGAUUUCGUCACAGCAAUCACUUUUCAUCCACGAGUAAGUUGUUAGACUCAGUUACGCCUGCUUCCAUAAAGACCAUUUUCUAAUCCCAGCGCAUGUCAACAGAAUUGUGUGAAAUUCUUAAACGUGAGUUUAUUUUAACCAUGGAAGACACUGCAUGGUACUAUGCUGGACGCCAUUCAAAACUUGUCCAACGUCUUUCAGUUAGCUCAUGCUUCAUACUGGAUAUAUUCAGUGGCGAAGCCAGCCCGAAAAUUUGGUCAUGCUAUGCAAAUUUUAAAUCAUCGAUAUUCAUUUCUUUAGAAAUCGAUUGUUUUCACGGUCAAUUAACACGGAAAUAUUUGCAUAGCAUGACCAAAUUGUCGGGCUGGCUUCGCUACUGGAUAUAUUUAUGGAAGAGUUUUCGGUUUUUCUUCAAAACUCAAAGCAAGAGAAAGCUUUAAUACUUCAUAUCAUUGCAGAUUGUACUUCUAUAUGUAUUAGGAUGACCGUUAUUUUCUGAGUGGAUCUUUGGAUGGGAAGCUACGACUGUGGAAUAUUCCUGAUAAGAAAGUUGCUCUCUGGAAUGAACUGGAAGGAGCAGGUUUGUUUCUAUAGCUUUGGUAAAUUUUACACCCAGAAACCCUCAUCAGCAUCACUUAUCCACAUUUCUAUUAUUUUUAUUCCAACAUGCAUUUUCCGAAAAUGCCUGGGAACGAGGAUCUUACUAUAUAUACCGUACAGUACUUCAUUAAAAAAAUCAUCAACGGCUAAUUUGCGCAGUAUUUGAGCGUGCAGUUAGUGGUUUUACAUGUAUGGACAAUACAACUGAGAUGGAGGGUCAACCUCAGACUUGUUGAUACUUCUAGGAGCUAGAAAAUUAAACUCUGGUUUCCAGAGCAUUUUCCUUUCCUUGCAUUUUCAGAAAAGACUCCUUAUUAAUUUUUCCAUAUGUUUGCUUUAUCAGGGAGUCAUUUAAUCACAGCUGCAAACUUCUGUAUGAACGGAAAAUUUGCUGUCAUUGGAACAUAUGAUGGACGAUGUAUAUUUUAUGAGACUGAGGUGAGUUUGUAGGUUUGAUUGGUGAAUAUAACAAUACGUGUGUUUGGAAAAUUUGUUUUUUAAUAUUAUAUUCAAAUAUUAUUUGCACUGAUGAAAAUCUUGGCUGGCGGAUCGAGCGCUUUCCCAAAUUGAAAAUCAGCGGUGUUUUUACAACGCUAAUUAUUAUGGAUUUUCUUACCAGUUAAAUAAAUAAUGGUGUCGUUUAGCAGUUUACAAUGUUUAUGUAAAUAAUUAUUUUCUGGUGCCACUUAUGAAGGUUAAUUUCAAAUGUAUUGACAUUUCUGCAUGAGGACGAGUAUAAAUAAUGCUAAAUGUUUCGAUUACAUGUAUAAUGUAUUACUACCAAACACAGAGUCAAUACAUAUAUAUAUAGUCAAGGCUGGAAAAAAGUUUAUUUUUCUGGGACCACCAUUUUUCAGUGAACGUAUAUUGAUAGAGAAUCAAAUUGAAUGUUUAGCAUCUCAAGUAUUACACACAGUGGCAAAUUCGAUCAACAAGGAAAAAGCAAGGACGAAAGAUAAGCGGGAUUGAGCCGAUGCCGGGAGAAGAUAAGGUUGGUCGUUGAUUAUUUGUAAGAUUCUAUGUACUACUUAUCUGUAAUCUUGGUUUUCAAGCGUGGUUUUUUCAUUCACUCGUAACGUUAUAUAUUUCAGAUUCUAAUCACGUCAAAUGACUCUCGAAUACGUCUGUAUAGUUUGAAAGAUCAUUCCUUACAUUGCAAGUUUAAAGGUUUUACAAAUUCUAGCAGUCAAAUCAAGGGAAGUUUCAGGUUAGUGUAGCUGUUUGUCGUCACUCACUAAAUUGUUUGGAAAUUAAGCAUAAAACAGUUCUGCGCGAGUUACAUAGUUAUCCUCGUUAAAGAUGAGCCAAAAUGUAAAAGUCAUUUAUACGGCAAUCGUAAAACUUGCAGUAAUUAAGUUCUUUUACACUACUUGCUUAAUUAAAAUUAUUCACAACUUUGCACGUCUAGUUUAGUUAGGAACGUUAAUUAAAUUCUUACCGAAAAAAUUAGACUGCAAGUACGCAAUACUGAUGUCAAUAUACACACUUGAUGUAUGCUCCCGAGAACAAAACAUCACCAACACCGCGGGCAAACGUUAUUUACUGUUUAUAUUCAAAAGACUGGAAAUAAUGUUGUUUCACGAAGCUCUAGCAAAAGAUUUAAAGUGCCUGUAUCACUUGUGGGACCUUUAUUGAUUUAAAAAGAGCGUAAAAAGUUAGUUAGGAGGGGGGAGGCGAUAGAAAGGGAGCGAGGAAAAAAACAAUAGUCAUUGAAAUGAAUAUAACUGGAAUGCUACCUCCAACCGGAAACUUGAAGGUCAGUCCCAGUCUUCACACAUGCGAAGAGCGCUCUUAAUCAGUCAAUCAUGACAUAAACACGUGGGUUUGACCCUCAGACACGCGUGUCUGGGGGGGGGGGUGUCAAAUUUUGGCUUAAAAAAUAGGCAGUUUAUCUGAAGGUAGCGUUCCAGUUAUAUUCAUUUCAAUGAUUAAACAGCGCUUUUCUUUUCCCGUAUUUACUGCUAUUAUUUUGGCUGACAUUUUCCCCGCCAUUUCCGUGUACAUGUAAAAUAACCUGUUAAAGGGUUUCCAAAGCAUUUCCAGUCGCUCGUUGUGUAUUUUUCUUCUCUAUAACGUACUGUCAGUAUUUCUGUGAUAGACUGGGAAAACGUUCUUUCUAAAUUUCCAGCUCCAUUUGUGUACAUAGCAACGUAGCCGGCAGAAGCGGCCAACAUUGUUCACCUGUUGCACGGUGGGAUAAAUGCAUUGCAUUUUUCUACCUGACCACAAAUCAGCCAAUCACGCAUUGCGUUAAAAUAUAUAUUAACAACAUAAAUUAGUGAAUGCCAUAAUGUAUCUGAACUCUCAUUUCUUAGUCAUGAUGGCGAGUUAGUGAUAUCAGGUUCUGAAGAUCAUUAUGUUUACAUGUGGAGAGCUCAACACCGCAUUGCGUCAACUAGGAAAGAUAAAAAUGAUUUCUAUGAAAGUUUUUCAGGUAAGAUGUCAUCGAAUGACUAUUUAUAGACUAAUCUAGAAAACACGACGCAAACUGAAAGACGCGCCUUCGAAACAAAAAAAUUCUUCAUGCAAAACAAAAAGUUUGAAAAGUUUGUGGCCCCAGGGGUAUCUUCAACAACGUUGUCAUUCUCUAUACAACGUUAAACGUGAAUGCUUGUUGCGACGCUGGAGGAGUUACAUAAAAUCUGUCUCAUAGCAGAUGCCGGAUCGUUUUUCCCCAACUUAGCCAUUUGUAAGGUUAUUUUAAAAAGCUUCAAUUUAAUACAGUAAUCAAGUUCCUUAGCUCUCAAUUUUUGAGCUGAAAAGGAUGAUUUCAGCUAUCGACUAAUUUUUUUAUCUAGGCAAGAAAGACGAAAUAGCUCAAAAGAGCAUCCUAAAAUUAGUACAAAGUUUGGUUGCAAAGUUUGGUUGCGAAAUGUUGUAAAGUACGAAAAAUAUAGUCCUGCAUGUGAAAUUAUCAAAUUUUGAAUAUUUUAGUAUUACGCGCGGAAAAAUGCACCAAAAUUUGCUAAUUUCACAGGGCUAAUUUUCCGUAUUUUACAACAUCUUGCAACCAAAUUUGGCAAUUUUACUAAUUUUCGUAUAAGCUAUAAUGAUAGAUUUCGUCUUUCUUGUCUGGAUCAAAAUUUAGUCUAUAGCUGCGUCCUCGUGUUUGCCUCGUCGUCUAAAUCUGCCCAAGAUAAAAACAUUGUUCAUGGUUUUGUGAUUGUUUGUGUCAAUGUCAAGUCAAUCACAUUUAAUCAGUCUGGUCCAGUUCACAAUGACAAUGUUAAUACCUGCAUGUUUGCCUUUCAAUAGAAACGAUGGUAAUUGUCAUCAUUUCAGAAAUACAUAAACUUUACCCCCCGUUCUACACUAGCAAACGUGAAUCAAGCACUGCAAUUAUACUGUUGAUUUAUACAGUUUUUGAAUGUUUCUUGAUCGAGAGUUAUUGGUAAGGUAUUGCUCCUAGUCUUUCAUAAAUGUUUAUCCCAAUAAUAUUAAAUUACUCCUUGAAACAAUCAUUGCCAACUUGUCAAUUACCACAAAAAUUCAUGAAACAAGCAAUCUAUGAUUAAUUAGAAUGUAACCUAUUAGAGCUGAUUGACUGACUGAGAACCACAUAUCUUCCUUACUGGAAUGGCUUGUGGAAAUAUAUGUGGUGGUCGGCCCGCCCUCGUUGUCGGGGCUUCAUGUGGCUUCAACGUAGGCAGCCAAGAAGCCCUGGGAACGAGUAUGUGGUCGGCCUUGAAUUUCACUGAAAAACUCGUUUUCUAUCCUGUAUUUAAACAAGAUUCCAAUAUACCUGAAAGAUAUUUUUAAGAACGCAUUAUUUUACGUUCCAGCUCACAAUGCUGUCGUGACUGCCGCCAUCUUUGCUCCCUGUCCAUGGAAUGUCGUUCCAACCGAGUAUGACGACAACAGUACUGGGGGAACUGGACCCGAAGUUAUUGUCGCUGCUGAUUGGACAGGCAGCAUUAAAAUAUUCAUAAACAGAUACUCGAAUGAAAAAACAUAAAACGGCUACUUUAGAUAACUAAUAUCUGAAUAAAGUCAACUUGCAUAUGGUUUGGGAAGUCGGCAAACUUCAUCGUGCAUAAAACGUUUGAAGUCUUGCUUAUUAAGGAGGUUCAGAUUUGACUACCGCUGCCAUUGAUGGACUAUUAACCAAUCAGAUGCGUUUAAUAUAUAGAGAAUAAUACAUGGGUGCGCGGAAAUACCAGAUUUAUUUCGAGUGUUGAACAUGAUAUCAUGUUCAACACGAGAAAUAAAUCUGAUAUUUCCAAGCACCCAUGUAUUUUUCUGUUUAUUAUAUAAACAAAAUUCAGUGAAAAACAAUAAAACGUCCGUGGCAAUGCGUUUUACAACAAAUGAUAUUUUCACACGUAAAAAUAUCGUAUUUUUUACGUGUGUUCAAAUACGAUUUUUCUCAGUGGCCAAAAACUCUAUAUAACACUUAUGUUUAUAUAAUAAAUCGGAUUAACCAAUCAGAUGCGUUUGAUAUAUUGGAUGAACCAGUCAGAUGCGUACUAAGUCAGUGAGAGGUAGUGGAAGUCAAAUCUGAGCCUCUCUAAUAUUUCAACAGCACAGUUGAGGGAAAGGACCGUGCCCAAGUUUGCAUUAAAAAAGAUAGAAGGGCCAAUUUUCCAGACCAUAUCAGUGACCAUGUUCUAAACGUUCGUAUUUUGAUUCAUUUCAUGAACCGAAGAAUUUCUUGGGAGGAAUUUCUUUGCAAGAAAUUUUCCAACGGCUAUUCAACGUUGAUGAAUGAGAAAGGAACCAGAUAACGCAUCGUAUGCAGGCUGGUUCGGUUUGCUUUGCCGACAUGUUUUAGUUAGACCAUGGAUUGUAAAAUAACAUUAUUUACAAAAUACAUGGGCAAAAAAUAUGUAUUUAAUAAUUCUAUUACAAAAUAAAUAGACAUCACCUUCGUUGUGAGCGUUUUCCUCUCAAGAAACAUGCGGUUGCGCCAGAAUAUUUGCGAAAUUCCUUGGGGCGGAUAUAUGUGAUCAUUAUAGGUUGUCCAAAUAGAUCACAUAUUGUACUAAAACGUCACUGCAUAAUCUAGCUAAUCCAAAUAUAUUCCUUGAAAACUUAAUUAUCACCUGGGGCCGGUUGUUCAAAAGCCGAUUAGCUCAACCCUAGGUUAACCUAAAAUCCAAAGCAAACGUCCCAACAGCUUCGUUAUAAACUUGGAAAUAUUCCUUCAGAAAUCUUGUCUGGACCAAUAAGAGUUUUCUUCUGUGAAGUUUUAAAACAGAUGGAUGUGCAGAAAAUACAUAAACUAAAACAGUAGGUUAAAUUUUAACCCAGGAUUAGCGCUAAACCAGUUCUGAACAACCGGCCCUGGAACUGUAGUGUUCCAAACGCUAGGAGCUCUCACAUAAAAAAAAACUAUUCUAAUUAAGAUUUUGAAACUUUGUAUAAAUAUACCCGAAAAGCAUGGACCCACAAUAAAAAGUGAACAAAAUCACUAUCCGUUCAACCGACCCUGAUCAAUAAAGGGUCAGCAAAGAGCUCAAGAAUCCGUGCGGUAAGAACAAAAGUAGGGUCCAGGUCAGGUCAGCAUAUUCUCCAACGUCUAGAAUUCCUGCAACUCACGAUUGUAUUGAAACUUUCUCAGGGAAACGCGAAAAUUUACCGCUGUGAGUAUUUAUCCGAAUACAAUGAAAGAGAGCAAGCAAGCGUUUCAGCUUAGAUCAGUUAAAGGACACUAGG
Messenger RNA from Paramuricea clavata, 12410 nucleotides. Lineage: Eukaryota; Metazoa; Cnidaria; Anthozoa; Malacalcyonacea; Plexauridae. The record is from the annotation of a GenBank genome assembly.